Molecule: messenger RNA, 660 nt
Organism: Paramuricea clavata
Lineage: Eukaryota; Metazoa; Cnidaria; Anthozoa; Malacalcyonacea; Plexauridae
Source: the annotation of a GenBank genome assembly
GUCCAAAGUAAUGAAACGGACAUGUGUGCUCCAAACAAUGUUGUAGGACAAGCCAUUAAUUCAGUCAAUGCAAACAAUAUUAAACCUGGACAGUAUAUAACAUUCAGAGAAGAACACCAAUCAGACAAGGCUACUGCCAAAGUAAUAAGUCGUGCAGGAAAAGCGACUGGAAAACACAAAUAUUGGUUUAAUAUAGACUAUCUUGGUACAAGCAUGGAUGCAAAGUCCAUAGAUCUUAGUCAAGUCGAGGAAUUGGAGAUCAUAGAAAAUUCAACCGAGGAGGCAAAUAUCGUAGAUGAAGUGAUGUUUUGUCAUAAUCUGUCCUUUGACAGUGCUAAACAAGCUGAACUUAAAGACUGGAAAGACAAUGAUGUGUAUGUAGAAGUUCCAAAUGAAAAACAGAAAUGUGUGUCUACCAGAUGGGUUUUAACCCUAAAACAUACUGAAACAGGCAUUACACCAAAAGCUCGACUGGUGGCUCGAGGAUUUGAGGAAAACAACCCAAGCCAAAGCGACUCUCCUACAUGUGCAAAUGAGUCUUUAAGAAUAGUAAUAGCCAUCAUUGCACAAAUGGGGUGGACAAUUAAUUCUAUAGACAUUAAAACUGCUUUUCUUCAAGGAAAUUGUCUUGAUCGGGACAUUUUCAUAAGGCCACCAAAA